AGUCGCGCCUGCAGGACCGGGGCGGUAGGGGACCCGGGGCCUCGCCCUCGCGUCACCCCCGCCGGCCUCCCCUCGUCCUGCCCCUGCCGGCGGCGACGGCCUCCGGCGGCUGUUGAGGGCCGCGUGUGUCCUGGGUGAGUCACGCUUAGGCCCCGUAGAAGUGUCCUCUCUCACCUGUCCUGGUGCAGAUCACCUUGGGACCGAACCUCGCAUGUCCGGAGAUGAAGAGAAUCUCUUAAGUCACACCACCAUUUCCUUGGGAACCUCGUGGCCGUACCCUGAAAUUCCAGAGCCCUGGCGUGCUGCAGCCAUGAGCCCCUCGCAGUGGGACCUGCCGGUGGAGCUUUGCUGCCGGCCUAUGGCCUUCGUGGCACUGACAGGCCUGGAUGUGGUCUACAACGCUGUCCAUCGGGCUGUGUGGGAUGCUUUCUGCGGCAACCGCAGGGCCGAUCGAGUCCCCAUUUCGUUCAAGGUGCUGCCGGGGGAUCAUGAAUACCCCAAAUGUAGGCCCAAGAGACCUUCGUAUGAGUGGUACAUCCCCAAGGGCAUCCUGAAGACCGGCUGGAUGAACAAGCACCUCAACCUGGUGCCGGCGUUGGUAGUUGUCUUCUACGAGCUGGACUGGGACGAACCACAGUGGAAGGAGAAGCAGUCGGAGUGUGCUACACGAGUGGAAAUCGUCAGGCAAAGUUUACAAGGAAGAAACACCAAAGUAGCCGUGGUUCUGAUUCAGAAGAAAAGCCCUUUACCCCCAGGAGAAGACCUGGUUGCUUCCGAGAGGGCAGCGGCUCUGUGCAACGCCUGCGAGCUGUCGGGUCAGUCCCUGUUUGUCCUGCCGCACACUGACCACCUGGUGGGGUACAUCAUCAGAUUAGAAAAUGCCUUUUAUGAACAUGCCCAGACUUACUACUACACUGAGAUCCGAAGGGUGAAGUCUCAUAAGGAGUUUUUGAAUAAAACCACCCACCAGCUUUUGUUUGUUAGACAUCAGUUCAAAAUAGCUUUCUUCAGUGAGUUGAAACAGGACACUCAAAAUGCUCUGAAGAACUACCGGACCGCCUAUAAUCUCAUUCAUGAAUUGAGAGCCCAUGAGAUGAACAUUCUGGAAAUUAAGACCAUGGCAGGAUUUAUAAACUACAAGAUCUGCAGGCUGUGUUUCCAACACAACACCCCACUAGAUGCCAUUGCUCAGUUCCGCAAACACAUCGACGUGUGUAAGAAGAAAAUAGGUAGCUCCGAGCUGUCCUUCGAGCACGCGGCCUGGAUGUCCAAACAAUUCCAGGCCUUUGGGGAUCUGUUUGAUGAAGCCAUCAAGUUGGGACUGACAGCAAUUCAGACGCAGAACCCUGGCUUCUAUUACCAGCAGGCUGCCUACUACGCACAGGAGCGGAAGCAGCUGGCAAAAGCCCUCUGCAGCCAUGAGCCCUCCAUCUCGUACCCCAGUCCUGAUCCCUUGGAGACACAGACAGGCGUCCUUGACUUCCAUGGACAGAGGGCCUGGCGGCAAGGAACACUGAGUUUUGAUCUUUCUGAUCCUGAAAAAGAGAAGGUGGGAAUUCUUGCCAUUCAGCUGAAGGAGAAGAGUGUUAUCCACUCUGAAAUGAUAAUCACUCUCCUGAGCAAUGCAGUUGCGCAGUUUAAGAAGUACAAGUGUCCAAGGAUGAAGAGUCACCUCAUGGUUCAGAUGGGAGAGGAAUAUUAUAAUGCGAAGGACUAUACCAAAGCUUUGAAGCUGCUGGACUACGUAAUGUGCGACUAUCGUAGCGAAGGCUGGUGGACGCUGCUCACAUCCAUCCUUACCACCGCGCUCAAGUGUGCCUACCUGACAGCGCAGGUCAAGGACCACGUCACUUACUCGCUGGAACUCCUUGGCAGAGCUUCUACUCUGAAAGAUGACCAGAAAUCUCGGAUAGAAAAGAACCUCAUAAGCGUUUUAAUGAACGAAAGCCCUGAGCCGGAACCUGACUGCGAUAUCUCGGCUGUGAAAACUGCUCAGAAGCUGUGGGCCGACCGAGUGUCUCUGGCUGGCAGUAACGUUUUCACAAUAGGGGUGCAGGACUUCGUGCCAUUUGUGCAGUGCAAAGCCAAGUUUCACGCCCCGAGUUUCCAUGUGGAUAUUCCCGUGCAAUUUGAUGUUUAUCUGAAGGCUGAUUGUCCACACCCCAUCAGAUUUUCAAAGCUUCGUGUCAGCUUCAAUAAUCAGGAAUACAACCAGUUCUGUGUCAUCGAAGAAGGAGCCAAGGCGAGUGAUGUGCUGGACAGUUCAGCUCAGGGGAAGAUGUGCCUGGUUCCUGGGAAAACCAGGAAGUUUUCCUUUAAGUUUGUUGCAAAAACUGAAGAUGUGGGGAAGAAGAUUGAGAUCACGUCCGUGGACCUGGUCCUGGGCACCGAGCUGGGAAGGUGUGUAGUACUCAACUGGCAGGGGGCAGGUGGUGACGCUGCAUCAGUCCAGGAAGCCCUGCAAGCAUCUCGCUCCUUCAAGAGACGACCCAAGCUAGUGGACGGCGAGGUGCCCUGGGAUGGGCUGACAAGCCAGGCCAGCACUAUGAUCAUUUCCAGGGUCCCUGAAAUCACUGUGAGUCUGCAGCAUGCACCGCCUGCCCUGGCCAACGAGAUGUACUGUCUGCUUGUGUCUGUGCAGUCACGAGAGAAGACCCGCAUCCGAGAUGUAAAGAUUACUGCAGGCCUGAAGCCCGGACAGGACGCCAAUCUGACUCAGAAAACGCACGUGACUCUAGAGGGCGCGAAGCUGUGUGACGAAUCCUACCCAGCCUUGCUCACCGACAUCCCCAUCGGAGAUUUGAAUCCUGGGGAGCAGCUGGAGAAAAUGCUCUAUGUUCGCUGUGGGACCGUGGGCUCCAGAAUGUUCCUGGUAUACGUCUCAUAUCUCAUCAACACGACUGUUGAGGGGAAAGAAAUUGUCUGCAAGUGUCACAAGGAUGAAACAGUAACAAUUGAGACAGUCUUUCCUUUUGAUGUGGCAGUAAGAUUCGUGUCCACCAAGUUUGAGUACCUGGAGAGGGUCUACGCUGACAUCCCCUUUCUGCUGCUGACGGAUCUUCUGAGUGCCUCCCCCUGGCCCCUCACCAUUGUGUCCAGUGAGCUGCAGCUGGCGCCCACCAUGAGCCCUGUGGAUCAGCUGGAUUCCCUGGUGGACAAAGUUGUCUUGCAGACUGGCGAGAGUGCCAGUGAGUGCUUCUGCCUACGCUGUCCAUCCGUGGGACCUGUGGACGGCGGAGUUGCAACUGGCCUCUAUACUGUCUCCUGGAAGAGGACCACAGCCAUGGCGGACAUCCCUGUCAUCAGCACCACCAUCACCCUGCCUCAUGUGCUUGUGGAGAACAUCCCGCUCCAUGUGAAUGCAGAUCUGCCAUCGUUCGGCCGUGUCCGUGAGUCGCUGCCUGUUCGCUACCACCUACAGAACAAGACCAGCACAGUUCAGGAUGUGGAGAUCGCAGUGGAGCCCAGUGAUGCCUUUAUGUUCUCCGGACUGAAACAGAUCCGGCUUCGUAUCCUGCCUGGCACUGAGCAGGAGAUGCUCUUCAAUUUUUACCCUCUCAUGGCCGGCUACCAGCAGCUGCCCUCCCUCAACAUCAACCUACUCAGGUUUCCCAACUUCACCAGCCAGCUGCUCCGGCGCUUCCUACCCACCCGGAUUUUCGUGAAGCCACAGGGCCGGCUCGAGGAUGAUGCUUCAAUUGUGGCCGCGUGACGGAGCCCGCCUGGUGCUGUGCUCCGGAGACCACAGAGCCCCUUGGCAUAUGCUUAUGAACUGUAGCUUCAAUCAUGGUCCAAGUGAAUCUAUUUUUUAAUGGGCGUGAUACCAACUUUGCAGAGGAACUCACGCUUCAAAAUAUUAGGAAAAAAAUCUAUCCUAUAGUUUCACAAAUAAAUAUUUGGAAUCUC
This is a messenger RNA of Suncus etruscus (white-toothed pygmy shrew), 3906 nucleotides long. It is a transcript of the gene TRAPPC11, whose product is annotated as trafficking protein particle complex subunit 11. Lineage: Eukaryota; Metazoa; Chordata; Mammalia; Eulipotyphla; Soricidae. The record is from RefSeq and is a predicted model, not a curated record. The transcript has 31 exons. The coding region runs from base 212 to 3712 and encodes 1166 amino acids.